Messenger RNA from Drosophila albomicans, 604 nucleotides. RefSeq lists its product as uncharacterized. The transcript is spliced from 4 exons. The record is from RefSeq and is a predicted model, not a curated record. The coding region runs from base 19 to 555 and encodes 178 amino acids. Lineage: Eukaryota; Metazoa; Arthropoda; Insecta; Diptera; Drosophilidae.
GCCUUCAGUUCAGUAGAAAUGGUCUGCAUGAAAGUACUCAUCUUUGUUAUUUCAGUGCAGCUCUGGAUUUAUUUGUCUCAGGGGACGGCUAAGUUUGGGAAUCUAAAAUGUGACGUACUACAAGCUGAUUUAAUCAGUUUGGAGGAAUGUCGCAUUAAAGCAAUUAACCGUAGUUACAAUGUCGUUAAUGUAAAAUAUAUUUUAAAAAAGCAAAUACUAGAAUUUCAGCUAAACUUCAAAUUAUUAAAAAGGGAACGUGGAGGCUGGCAUCCUUUUUUAUACGAUAUCAAUGUGAACAUGUGCGAAUUCUUUAAACGCCCCUACAAAUAUGUGGUUUUCAAUGCAAUUUAUCAAUAUGGCCAAAAGUUCACAAGCCUAAACCACAGCUGCCCGUAUAUGCCGAAUAUGGAAGUUGCGUUAAUGAAUUGGUCACUUACUGAAAAUGAAGUAUUCCAAAAAUUUCCAGUCGAACUCGGAGUGUAUGCUGCACACACUACUUGGUACACGAAUAAGAAGAAAUUUUUACAAAUGAAUGGAACCCUUAUACUUGAAUAGAACUAACGUCUACUUCACACUGGAAUCUAUGAUCACACUGGAAUAUAUA